AUGGCGUCUAUAUUGAGAGCUCUAACAAAUAACAUUCGACGAGCACGACCGUCUUCUAGAGAAUGCUCUAGCAUUGCGCAGAUUCUCCCCACGGGAACCCCGAUUGAGGAAGAGACCUUACCACAUUACAAGCCGGCGCAUUAUUAUCCAGUGACAAUUGGCGAUGUGUAUCACACCAGAUACGAAGUUGCGGGAAAGCUGGGGUAUGGGGCAUAUUCAACAAGUUGGCUAUGCCGGGAUCUCCAAGUCAAUAACUAUACAGUAUUAAAGGUGUCUACCUGUUUACCGGAUUAUCCUACUGCAACAGAUCACGAAUUGAGAGUCUAUGAACACCUGGCAAAACUUGAUUCUUUGCAUCCGGGUCAGUCAUUGAUCCGCGAACUAUAUGAUGCAUUUGACCUCCAGGGUCCUGGUGGCACGCAUCGGUGCCUUGUCUUGCAGCCGAUGAAUAUGACGCUCCUCGAAAUGAUGAGAAUGAAUCCCAGGCCAUUUGAUCUACCUCUGCUCAAAAUGACUGUCAGGCGACUUCUCUUAGCGCUUGAUUUCUUGCACGCUGAGGCCGAGGUUAUCCAUACUGAUCUAAAGACCGACAAUCUGAUGCUCAGCCUAGAGGAUAACUCCAUGCUGGCAGAUUUUGCAACGGCGGAAUCCAAAACUCCAAGCCCCCGGAAGUUGAUCAGCCAGUCACGUAUUAUUUAUAGCAGUCGGAAAUUUCGCAGGCCAACUAGAGGCAGAAACUAUGGUCUCCCAGUCCUAUGUGACUUUGGCGAGGCAAGGAUUGGUAAAACACAGGAGUCAGGACCUUUCAUCCAACCACAUAUCUACAGAGCGCCAGAGGUUAUUUUUGAAAUGCCUUGGGGAAGUGCUAUUGAUAUCUGGAACCUUGCAGGCCUGAUUUGGGACAUGUUCGAAGGGCAGCAUCUGUUUGGAGAUAUAUUUCAUUCCAGAGGAGGCCAUGACCCGUUUAAGCACCUGGCCCUCAUGGUAGCCUUGAUUGGACCACCGCCGGCCGAAUUCGUGCAGCGUAGUGAGACAACAGAGCAGUGCUUUGACUCGAGUGGCGGGUGGAUUGCUCACCAUGAAGCGCCUAUACCCUCUGUUUCACUUGAGGCCCUGGAAAAGCGGCUUAGUGGCGAGGAGAAAGAGUUCUUUUUGGCAUUCAUUAUGUCGAUGUUGAAGUGGAUGCCAGAGGAACGCAAGACAGCCAAACAGCUGCUUGAACAUCCGUUCUUGCUCUAGCCGCCAGCUAUAUAUAUAGUUAUAUAUAUAUAUUUUGUAACGACCUCUGCUUUCGAACCAAUUCUACUUACGCCGUGAAUAGGUGCCAGAGGGCUAAAAACCCUACAACUCCACGAUUUCUUUAAUAUAUAUUAUUGCGUUGCUAACUAUUUCAUUGUUAUAAGAAGUAGUUUAUGAAAUGAUUUAAUAAUCAGUCAACUAGUUAUAAAGUCCUAGGUAUGGAGUAGUUACUGUGAGUAACCUGCACAGACCAUUUCUCUCUCUCUCUCUAUCGAUAAAGGAAAUUAUCAAAUCUUCAUUU
Aspergillus ochraceoroseus IBT 24754 is the source of this 1540-nucleotide messenger RNA. RefSeq names its product putative protein kinase. Gene Ontology annotation, biological process: protein phosphorylation; spliceosomal complex assembly; regulation of mRNA processing. The transcript is spliced from 5 exons. Bases 1 to 1239 code for a protein of 412 amino acids. Lineage: Eukaryota; Fungi; Ascomycota; Eurotiomycetes; Eurotiales; Aspergillaceae. Gene Ontology annotation, molecular function: ATP binding; protein kinase activity. The record is from RefSeq and is a predicted model, not a curated record.